Molecule: messenger RNA, 1272 nt
Organism: Actinia tenebrosa (Australian red waratah sea anemone)
Lineage: Eukaryota; Metazoa; Cnidaria; Anthozoa; Actiniaria; Actiniidae
Source: RefSeq, a predicted model, not a curated record
ACGCACGAAAGAUAUCGCGCUAGCCAUAUCAAUAGUACACUAACUACAGCUAAGAUAAUUGAGGCACAUACCGAGCCGUUUACUAAGUUUUUCGACAUGGAAGCGGUCAUCAACGUGGAUGGAAAAGACCACGUCUAUGAUCAUGACAAGCCACCAGAGAUUGUAGUUACAGAACUUACAGUCUUACAACCAAGACAGCCGUCGUCUUUCGAGAGAAGAGUCAAAAGCAAGCACCACAAUGGUCAAGACAAUGCUCAACCUGUUUCAUGUGAAGUCAUAAAGUGGUCUUUGAGUGGCGAAGACAGAUUGAAUGUCCAAGUGACAAAAAGUCCUCGAAGUUCUUUGAAGAGAGAGCAAAAAGACAACGAAAGUGACAGCAAAACAGUCCUGAAAACGCCUUGUAAACUCAAGGAUUUGACAGUCGAUGAAAUUUCGSAAUGUCUCAGAGAAAUAGGCCUGGAAAGGUACGUCGAGAAGUUUCGUCUUGAAGGUAUUAAUGGUAAACUAUUCGAAGGCUUGGACGAAGAYUCUCUCUUAGAACUCGAUGUUGAAGACCAAAAACACCAAGAAAAGAUACUAAAGCUUGCUAAAGAAAAAGAGUAUCGACCGAAAACUCUAAAAGUUGAAUUUAGCAGAGGUUAAAUCGAUCACAGCAGGUCUUGUUUUAAAAACAAAGUUGUACAUCAUCACUAUAUAUCCACAACAAUACUUUGUAUCUUUAUCUAAGAGAAAAAACGAAGUCGAAAUUCUAUGAAUGGUAAAUUCUAUAAAACUGUCUUUGAGUGUAUCAAUCGCUAAUUACUGUUAUUUUCAUAAACUUGCGAAUUCGUUACCUGCGAGCUGUAGCUGUAAUUUGUUUUUUCGCUGCCGUCAAUCAAACCCAAUCAGUUGGUGCCUUUCAUAUUUUAGACUGAUGGCAGCGAAAAAAACAAAUUCCAACAGGUGGCGAAUCUUAACUACAGAGUUCGCAUGUUURUGUAAAUAGCAGUAAGAGCUUGAGAAGUGACUCACACUCUAGAAAGAGUUAGAAACUUCGAGGUCUUCGGAUCAGUGGUGUAUAACACUGACACUGGAAUGCAUUUAAUCAUCUGCGAUUAAAAGUGCUAUGAAUUUUAUAACAAGUGCUUUUAGACUUUCGCUGUCAUUUUGUCACGAGAUGAAAGCGAUACCUAUUGUUAUAUCUAUAAUACAGAAAAGAAAAUAUAACAAUCUGUAACUUUAACAGAGGGUAUUUCAUUAUUUGUAAUAAAAAUAAAAAAGUAUUACAUGCAU